AUGGCAGCUUUAGAUGAAAUAUCAGACUUAAUUCCUAAAUGCCCUCAUGAUAGCCUUUUUGAUCUUCUUAUAAUAUCAGCAAAAUUCUCAAUCACUCAAUCAAAAGCUAUUCUUCUUGCAGGCUAUGCAUUAGAGCACAAUCCGAACGUAAAGGCAUUAAAGAAAUAUUUAAAAUACCUCGGCCUGCUUGAUUCUCUUCAGAUUAAAGGUCUCCCUCAAAUGCUAUCCGAAGAAGUUUUAGAUGAUUUUAUGAUAAAAUACUAUGAAAACUUAAAAUCUCUAUAUGACUCUGAGAUCCCAGUCAAUUGCAAGGAAAGAAUUGAAUCCUGUGUGUCGAAAUUUAUUUCACAUAAUAUCUCAGACAUCAUGACGGAAUUUUCUAACUCCCCGCCUUAAAUUGUAACAAAAUAUCUAUAAAUCUCCAAUUUUUGAAAAAUUAAUUUCUCUUUAAAUUGAAAUGAUUUUUGGUUAAAAUAGUAAUUUCUAUGCAAAUAGCUUAACCCUAUUUAUAUAGGCUAAAUCAAAAAAACCCAUACAUUUAGAGUUUUAAAUCGAUAAAUUUUAUAAAAUUUUAUAAUUUUAGAAUAAUUUACACUCUCUUAUAUUGGAACAGCUUAAUUGCUACAGUUUAAAGGGGACUAAGAGUCUGCUAGAGAAAAAGCAUUAUAAAGGCAGAAGAAUCAACCAUUUGAAAGGCUGAAUCAAAGGAAAAUUCAUUGAUUUCGAAACUGGAAAAUGCAUUCUGAAUGUGAUAGAAAGUAAUUAUUUAAAAAACAGAAAAGGAUCUAUGAAAUAUGAAAGUUUUCAUUUAUUGAAUAUUCAGCUGGCUACUACGGCACUGAAAUGCCAACCAACGUUACUUUCCGAAAGCAAUGAAAUAAUUUCAAAAAUUUUCGAAAAUGUGCUAGUCAUAGCUAAAAAAUAUAUUAUAAAAAAGCAUGGGACUGAACAAAUAUUUUUAGCAUCUUUGGAGUUUGUGUUCGCUUGCUUGAGCAGCCCAAUGAUAGGAGAGAUUGGACUUAAGAACAUCAAAUUGGCAAGCACUAUCAACGAUCCAUUUGGAAAAAUGCAACCCUUGGAAAAUUAUUUUUGGUAUUUUUUUAACUGUGCUCAUAGCACAUUAUCCAGGCCUUCACUGGCUGCAAAAAUAGCUUGCUUAGCGAAAGAAUACCUUUCUGCAUAUUUAAUACAGAAUAGCCAGUAUAUUUUUAAAUCUUUAGAAACAAUUCAAAAGAAUAUUAACGAAUCAUCUGAGUCUCUUGAAAUAGGAGAGUCAUUAACGAAUAUGAUGCAAGAAAUCUUAGAAAAGUACUUUAAAAAAAAUUAUGGUUGGUCUGAGAGUUCUUUAAUUUUAGGGUUUUUGCAAGAGCACAUAAUUCCUCAUCUAGACAUCAAGCAAAACCUUGACACUUUAGUAAAACUGUUAGCAUUAAUUCAAGAUAACGAGCUAUCAAAUACAAUAAUAAACCAAAUAUUUUCGAUUUCACAUCAAUUUCCACAUGAUCAUAUUAUUAAAGUUUUUGCCUCUUUAUCUUCAUGUCUUCAGGAAUCAAGUCAAGUCCUCAGCAUUAUUCAGUUUUUCUUAACGAUAUACCAGCACGAAAGCAUUGAGCUUAUUCUGACAGAAAUUAUUCAGGACCUUCAAGAAAUAGCUUUAAAAUUCCCUAAUUUAGUGUUCAACUCCACCUUAAACGUAGUCGUUGAUUUUUUGUUACUCUUUGAAAAGCAGGUAUGAAUCAAACCUCCUGGGGUCGAACCAUUCGAAACUCUAAAUCAAGGACUUUUAUUGCUGCAAGUACUGAAAGCUUGUGUGAUAAAUGAAAAAAUUAGCCAAGAAAACCUUGAAGUUGGCAAGCUAAGGGAAUUUUGGUGUCUUAUAUAUCAUAUCCAGCUGAAUUAUAGUCCUAAAAAAACAUCCCUAUCAAAAAUUGAGACAAAUGAAGCGUUAAAAAGCAUUGGAUUAACAUUAACAUUUCUUACUUAUUGAGCAGCCUAAAGCACUAUCCACCAAUAACGGGCUCUUCAUCUGCUGCCAGUUUCGUGUACCACCUUAUAAAGAAAAGUUCUACUUGGCCUGGGAAUGCACUCGCCACCAAAUAGUUGCACCACCGUGUCUAUGCCAAAAAGGUUGCUCGCCAUGGAAAAUUCAAAAUGGGUUAAUUUUCUGGUCGACUCUGGUCAAAAUAUAAAUGCAAAGCCUAGGGUGUAACCUCUGACUUUGCUCUGGAAAUAGUCCGAAUUGGUUAGGAAACUAAUCACUGGCACGCUGGAAUACCUUUCCAACUCUUGGCUUAAUUUCCCUCUGAGGCAAAACCUUGAUUUGGACUAAAGCAUGGAGCUAUCUAAUCCAGUAUUGUGCUUCCUAAAAGCAAAUAAAGCCUGGAUGAUGCAUGUUCCCUAACGCCAUUCUCCCUUCCUCAAGAUCCUUACGCAUCCUGUGGAGUUAAGAGGGUAGGUUGAUUCGCCAUGCCAUUUAAUAUAUAUUGAAAACCAUUGCAAUGGUUACACCAAUAAUUAUUGAAGGAAGCCACAAAGAAGCAGUCGUUCCAGCUAGCUUGAUAUAUCUAUUUGACUCUAGAAGCAAUACUGCUAAAGAAAGCUAUGAAAACCUCACUCCCCCCCCUUUAAAUUGAAACAAAAUAUAGGUAAAAUUCCUACUUUUUUGGGAAAUUACCCCCCUUUAAAUUGAAACAAAAUUUUAUUAUAAUAGAAAAUUUUAUAGGUAAAAAUCAUUAUUUUAUAUGUAAAUACGUUAAUACCCUAUUAAUAUGCUUCAAACAUAUAAGAUUUAGAAAUUAAACUCUAUUUUGUCCAAUUGUUAUGGGGAGAGUUAGAAGAAUACCAUUUCAGCAAGUUUACACUUUGAGAUUGAGAAAUUUAUGAAUGAAAUUAAAUUAAAAAUCAAACACAGAAUGAACCAUAAAAUUUUAUCUCUGAAAACAUUUUUAUAUAUAAAUUUUUUUAUAAAAAAUUUUCUUAACCCCCCUUUUAAAUUGAAACAAAAUUUUUUGUUUCAAUUUAAGGGGGGGGAGUCAGAGACCAAGUCAUAGAUGUUAUUGGUAACAAAAAACAAUUUUUAUCUAAAAUUCUCAAUAAGCUGGACUAUGGCAAUUUAUUGAUAGUUUUUGUGAUUUAUAAGUUAGUUGAUAUCAGGGCAACUGAAGAAAGCAUUUACGAAAUCUGCUUUGAGUACCUCAACAAAGAAGAAAUUUUGGGAGAAGCCACAAAUGAUCUGCUGAUUGUUAUGCUGAGGCUUACAAUAGAAGCCUGUUUUGAAAACUCAAUCAAGCAAAAAGGAUCAAUUGAUAAAGAAAGAUGGGUUGCAAAAGAAGUGAUUUCGCUUUUGAAAAAUUCGACAUCUCCAAAUAAUCUUAUAAGAGAAUUGUCCCAGCAGCUUCUUUUUAAUAUUGUUCCUAUGAGUGUAAAUCGGCUUGAAAUUUCCUCUUGCUAUGCUCAUUUAUUUCCAUAUAUAGUAGAGUUUGAUAAAGUACUAGAAACUGCUUUAGAUUUAUUAGGAUGUACCCACAAUGAAAUUUUAAAAGCGUUUACAUCGGUUUCUCCAAGCAUAACGCUACCUCACUCUUCUACUAUUCUUAUACUGCCAACUUCCCAGACAGCUCGCCAGCAAAUUUUUGAGUAUUUAUGCUCCUUUAUAGGAGAUUCUUUAGGAAAAUCAUUUUUGAUGGGCUCUCAAGGUGUAAUUUCUGCCUUCGCUAACUAUAACCACACAUCUGGAAUGAUGAUUAAAAAUAGCACGAAAUUAUCAGAAAAUCAAUAUCUCUCUUCAAUCUUCGGUUUUUCGAUUCUUUUUGUUAACCACCACUACUACUCCUACAAGCUGUUUCCAAAAUGCCCUCUCCCUUUCCUCUCAUUAUAUGAGGAUCCUUUGAUGUUCCACAACUGGUACAAAGACCACUGUAUGGAAAUCAAUAAGCCAAUUGAGUUCAUAAAAUCUUCAAAAGCAGGAACUCCUCGAUCUCACGACUUGGUAAUUGAUGAUUCUCAGCUAAUCCAAAUGCAAGUUAAUUUCCUAUCGCUUGCAGAUUCAUUAAUAGCUACUGACCCUGAUGCAAUUAAAAAAGCUUAUGAGAGAGUUAUAUUAUUUAAAGAAAAUGGGGCACCAAAAGAGGAAAAUGGAGACACAGCGCUGCUUUCAUUGACUGAUUUAUUAGGCCAGCUUGCAGCAAUCAUUGUGAUUAAAGGCAAAAAUAAAGGCUCAGAAAGCUAUUUGCAUGCUUUUAUUUUAAGAUUUAAGAUUUAAGAUUUAAGAUUACGAUAACACUCUGUCGACCCCCACUUAGCCUAGGAUCUGACAAACAAGCCCGUCCUUCCUGAAUUCCAUCACUGGCUAACAGCUCUGAACAACGGUAGGUGGAAUUGGCCUAACCGUCAAACCGUUACAGUAGCCUAUGACCUAGACAAGUCUUUCUUUCUUUCUUGAUGUUGAUUCAAGCUCAGUAGAACUGCCGAAGCAGUUCCAGCGCUUAUAUCCUUCAGAAAGUCUGAACUUCCCUCACUAGGAUGACCUAAGGGAACAAGGACCCUAAUUCAUGCGCUCCAUUUUUAAUUGUGUGAUGCUUUUAUUAAUAAGCAUUUGGAAGAAAUGAGUGUCAUCUCCUCAACUGGAUGUGUUUAUUGCUCUGAGUGGCUAUCUUAUGCAAUGCCGAACCUAAAGCCAAUGCUUUUUGAAGAAAUUGCCAAUUUUUGGAAGAAAACAUUGUCGAAAGGAGGAAUUGUCUCUUCCUCAUCAUCUUUAAUCCCCCAUGUAAAGAGUCCGUUUUUCUCCUCAAUUUUUGCAAACCAGCUCGAUGUGAAACUAGGGAACUUAAAUGAAACAAGUGAUCCGCACUCAUUCAGCUAUGAACAAUUGUUAGAAGUCCAAAAAUGCUGGAUCGAUUAUGUGUCAAGGAAUUAUUUCCCUGUGCUUUUUCGAUAUCAAGACCUAGCUGUAUAUCUAGUAAGGAUAAUAUAUGAUACGAUUUCAGUCCCAGUCAACACAGAAGCUCUAAAAAGUGCAAUUGGGACAAAACUUAUCCUCGAUCUUUUUGACUUGGCCAUCAAAAUCAGCAAUAACUUGCCAAGCACAGUAUCAUUUACCAAUAAAUUAGCUCUGCAGCAUAAAGCCUUGAAUUUUUUGAUUUCAGCGUUUGCAGCCCCGAUGGUUUGGCUCAGUGUUUCAGAUUCAGUGUUUCUCUCAGAGCUCAUGUCUUCAUUUACCAAUGCAAUUUCUGUAUUUAUUAUAUAGGUCAUCAAUAAAAUUGAAAUUGAAAAUGCCCUUUUUGACGAAGAAUUGUCCAAUAAAAGGCUUUUCCCAAACUUAAGCUUCAAAAAGCUAAUACAAAGAGAAAGGCUUGAUUUGGUGGCAAGAGCCGAAACUAUUAAUGUGUUUUUAUCGUUUAAAGAAUGCAAUAUGUUUGAAAAAAUAGAGUUAGCAUCUUUAUUGGUCAAGCGGCAAUAUGAAAUGCUCAUUGUUUGGAAUAUUCCAUUAAAGGCCAAAUCUUACCUUCCAUCAUUGUAAUUUUUAUUUAGCACUAAGCCGAUUCAUAUGUCAAGACUUCUUCACACAGCCUGACUUAUAAGCGAAAAUGUUGCCAAAAACUACUAUAAAUCAUUACGUGGAAAAAUUUCAACCAAAAAAAUGGGUAAUUUGACUCAAGAUUUGGCACUUUUAGAUGUAAAAAGCGCUGAAACUGAAGAUGAGUGCCUAUAUUUAUUUGCUGAAUGCAAAGAAUUACCCCUAUUAAUACCUCAUUUGAGUAGCGCCUCACCUUGCGCUCGUGCUUAUGCAGUUAAACAUUUCUUAAGGAGUUCUGAAAGAGCCCAACUGUAUUUUAUGCAGCAAAUUAUUGAGGCAGGAAAUCCUAGAUCUUAUUGGGAAACUUAUUCAAGGGUUGAUGGACAUGAAGAUACAUGGACACUUCUACUUCAAGCAGUUGCCAAGUCUACUGUAGUUAUGAACCAAUUAGAAUGGCUUCUAAGAGUUUCUAUAUUUAAACCUGUUGAAAGCUCCAAAAAGAAAAAAGUUGAAGAAGAUUUUUUCCCUGAGAGAACUACAGCAAUGGCGUUUCAUUCAAUAAUCAUGAAAGACCUGGAGCUUGAUACAGAAAAGUGGACUGUCUUUAGAGAAGAACAAGAUUUUUUUAUGAGAUUUUCUAUGAUUUCUGCGUCAUUGACUCCUGGGGAUUCCCAAAAUAUUUCUAAAAUCAGAGAAGGGCUGACAGAAUUGGCAGGAGAUGGCUAUGAUGUGCCUCCAGGAAUUUACCUGCCCACAGACCCAAGUCGGAAAGUAGUAGGGAUUAGAGUCGACAAUGGAAUUCCUUUGCAAAGUGCUAAUUCCUCCCUCCAUGGGCUAGCAAUAAUAUUUUUGUUCGCUUAUGAAGGGGGGUUAAUUUUAUUUUUUUAAAAAAAAUUCGCAGAAAUUGGAAAGUAAAAAUAAUUUAAUUCAUGAAUUUUAUAUUUUUUAUGUUUAGAAUGCAAGCUGAUUAAAAUUUGAAUGAUUUAGCUAGAGAUUUUAUUAUAAUUAUCACUUAUAAAUUAAAAAUUUAAGCUUGAAACUAUUUUUGCUCACUCACGGAAUUUGUUUCCAACGGUUUUGCUCGCUCUAGAAGUGAGGGGGAGUAAGCGAACACCAAUUUUAGUCACUUUUAUUACAGCUGAUGAUGCGAAUUCAAAAUUCGAAAGACAACAAUCUUCAGCAUCCCAAUUGAGCAACUAUACCAAAAAGCAGUCAACAAAGAAUAUUCAGUGUAUAUUUAAGGUGAAUGAUGAUGUUAGAAACGAUCAACUUUGUCUGCAGGUUAUUGAUUUAAUGAGAGAAAUAUUUAGGAUCGAAAAUUUACCUAUUUAUUUGAGGCCUUAUAAAGUAAUUAGCACAAUAACUAAAUUCCAAGACCAAGACCAGCUAGGAGGAAUUUUAGAAUGUAUCCCUAAUUGUAAAUCUAGGGAUGAAAUAGGUAAAGAAGGCACCCAAUCGCUUUAUGCUUUCUACUUACACUUCCCUUCUGUGAGCGAACAAAAACAUUAAAGAAAUCCUAUUUUUGGGUAAAAAAAACUCUCUGUAAACGAAUAAAAAUAUUUUAAUAUAAAAAAUAUUUUAGAAAAAAAUGCUGAUAUAUAAGUGAUAAUGAGUAUAAUUAAAUCUCUAUCUAAUUCUGUUUAAUUUUAAACAGCUUGAACUCUACUUGCGAUUUGGGAAUAGGAUUUUUAUAAAUAAAAAAAUAACAAUUACUAUAUAAUUGAUAUAGAAAAUUCCCUUAAUAGUCCCAAUUCUGUUAGACCAAAUUGCAUUUUGUAGGUAAUUCACAUUGCUUAUGGGACUAUUCAUAGCAAAAUUAGCCUCCUCCUGAGUGAACAAAAUUCUUUUGUUCGCUCACGAGGGAGGAGUUAGAAAAAUUCGGAAAUGAGUCAUCCGAAACCUUCAAUGCAGCCAGAAAAAGUUUCAUAGAAAGUAUGGCGGGAUACGCAAUAGCUUGCUAUAUUCUUCAAAUAAAAGACAGACACAAUGGAAAUAUCUUAUUUGAUGAAUACGGUCAUAUACUUCAUAUAGAUUUCGGGUUUAUCCUCAGUAUAAGCCCCGGUGGUAACAUGAGAUUUGAGCGGCCUGGCUUUAAGUUGACCAAAGAAAUGAUUGAUAUCAUGGGCAACGAAAAUUCUGAAGCUUUCGAUUAUUUCAGAGAACUUGUAAUCAAAGGCUACUUAGCAGUCAGAUCGCAUGCUAAUAGCUUUAUCGCGCUAAUAAAAGCAAUGGAGUAUUCAGGGCUCACUUGUUAUAGGAAAAACGCUGUGGCUGGGUUCAUUAAGAGGUUUUAUUUGGGUGUUAACUACGCCACAGUAGUCAAUAAAAUGCAGCAAAAAAUUGCCAGAGCCAACAACUCGUUCUUCACAAUUUGGUAUGACAGAAUCCAAUUGAUGCAGCAACAGAUAGAAUAUUAA
This is a messenger RNA of Blepharisma stoltei, 7932 nucleotides long. NCBI's taxonomy places the organism in Eukaryota, Ciliophora, Heterotrichea, Heterotrichida, Blepharismidae. The record is from the annotation of a GenBank genome assembly.